CCAUCAAACGAUUACCACAUUCAAUACCAAACCACAAAAAUGCUCCAGAUACUCUACUUCUUUGCUCUCCUUUUCACUUUCUCCAAGAAUGCAGCUGCCAUUGACUUCUGUGUGGCAAACCUGAAACGGCCAGCAGGUCCAGCAGGCUAUCCUUGCAUAACACCCACCAAAGUAAGAACAAAUGACUUUGUGUUCACAGGCCUUGGAGUUGCUGGAAACACCACAAACCUUAUCAAAGCUGCUGUGACUCCCUCAUUUGUAGCUCAAUUCCCGGGCCUGAAUGGCCUCGGAUUGUCCAUUGCUCGGCUUGACCUGGCGCCUGGUGGUGUUGUCCCAAUGCACACUCACCCGGCUGCGUCCGAAAUUCUAUACGUGUUGCAUGGAAAAAUUACUGCCGGAUUCAUUUCUUCAGCUAAUUCUGUCUAUGUGAAGACACUUUUCAAGGGUGAUGUCAUGGUUUUCCCGCAAGGAUUGCUGCAUUUUCAAACGAAUGGCGGUGGGAAACCAGCUAGUGCUGUUGUGAGCUUUAACAAUCCAGACCCUGGACUACAAAUUCUUGAUUUUGCAUUGUUUGGUAACAACUUGGCUUCUUCUUUGGUGGAGCAGACUACUUUCCUUGACGAUGCUACUGUGAAGAAGCUUAAGGGUAUUCUUGGUGGCACUGGCUAAGAUUGCCAAGAAAUUAUAAAUUGUUAAUUUCUUCUUAUCAUAUUAAUUCUCUGCCUUCUUGUAGUUCUCCGAGCUAUGAAAUUUUCUGAUUAAUUAAUUAAUGGAAUUUGUGGAUUUCUAUUUU
Molecule: messenger RNA, 793 nt
Organism: Pistacia vera
Lineage: Eukaryota; Viridiplantae; Streptophyta; Magnoliopsida; Sapindales; Anacardiaceae
Product: germin-like protein subfamily 3 member 1
Exons: 1
Coding region: 40-669 (209 amino acids)
Cellular component (GO): cell wall
Molecular function (GO): manganese ion binding
Source: RefSeq, a predicted model, not a curated record